Messenger RNA from Cantharellus anzutake, 1230 nucleotides. Its product is annotated as peptidase S8/S53 domain-containing protein. Gene Ontology annotation, molecular function: serine-type endopeptidase activity. The record is from RefSeq and is a predicted model, not a curated record. NCBI's taxonomy places the organism in Eukaryota, Fungi, Basidiomycota, Agaricomycetes, Cantharellales, Hydnaceae. Gene Ontology annotation, biological process: proteolysis. The coding region runs from base 1 to 1230 and encodes 409 amino acids. The transcript is spliced from 4 exons.
AUGAAGUUCUCAACUGCAGCUAUUAUUGUCAUUACCCUCACAACAACAACUCUGGCCCUUGCUGCCUCCAUCCCUAUCAGGAUGCCAAAGGGUCCAGUAAAGCCUGACUCAUACAUCAUUAAGCUGAAAUCUGGUGCAAAUUUAGAAGACCAUAUCGAAAGUAUUACUCGGAUAUCCACCCAGAACCCUGGGUCAAAAUUCUUAGUCACUUACCGGUAUCAGAUCCUGAAUGGCUAUUCAGUAUAUGCAACUGGAACACCCCUUAGUUGCAUUCUCAUUUGCUCUGAAGUUGACUAUGUCGAAGCAGAUGUCACAACUUCCAGUGACAAUGAUGUCCACCAUGUGAAUGAAAGGGAUGUGGCAGAGAGCGAUGACAUUGCUGUUGAAAUGGAGGAUGAGGAUGACCCAGUUGGACUCAAAGCACGUGUAACUGGGCAGGAAGUAAUGGUUUUCAUAAUCGCUACUGGAGUUUUUACAUCCCACAACAGCCUCAGUGGUGAUGAAAUUGAUGAGUUUGGCCAGCUUGUACCGCGGGUUGCUCCUGGUCCGGGCUUCGGUUACCGUUAUUCAACUUUGGGGGAUGAGGAUGGCCUGGGCACAUUUUUGGCUGGGUUGGCAAUAGGGAUCGGUUAUAGCGUUGCACCAACUGCCAUGGCUAUUUCACUCAAAGUCUGCAAAUCCCAUUUAAACGUGCGCUCCAUCAACAUACUCAAAGCCAUCGAAUAUGCCUACAAACAAUUUCAAAAGACUCCUGAACUUUUGACCAUCGUUCUGAUAACUGCCAACCUACGAUACAGUCAGGCAAUUAAUGAUGCCAUCACUCUGGCCACCAACCAUGGGUUGUAUGUGGUAGUUGCUGCUGGGGAUGGCCGCAUGGAUGCAAGCUUUUCCAGUCCUGCAUCUGCUCCCGGAGCUAUCACUGUUGGUGCUGUUGACUGCUUCCACAACUUCCUAUCCAUAUCCAACUAUGGACCGCUUGUUGAUGUUUUUGCUGAUGGUUUCAAUGCUCAAAGUGCUUGGAUUGGCCGUGUGGAUGCAAUAAAUAGCUUGACUGGCACUGGCCCGGCAGCUGCACGUGUUGCAUCCAUAUUAGCUGAUGCUUUACAUCGAGCUGAAAAUAAGCAGCUGACUCCUGCUCAAAUACUUAGAAAAAUGCAGGAUAAUGCUGCACCAGUAGUUAAAGGCCAACCAGAGGGAACUAGAAACUAUCUGGCACAAGUUGGGUGGUGA